CCCAUCACGCGUUCAUCCUCAGCCUCCCCUCACUCUCUUUUCAAGCCAACCAUCUGUUAUUGGUUUGUUUUUAAUGGAGGACCCAUAUUGAGCCCGUAAGACGACCCAUCCUGGGAAAAAUGUGGCAACUCAGAGCAUAUGACAUACGUCCAAUGGCACGUCACGCGAUCUUUCCGCCCAAUUGUUUCGUGAUCGCGUGACGAGUAGGAGGCAAAACAUUAGAUGGGUUUCAGGGGAAUCUCGUGAAAAUCCGGCCAAUUGAUCACGGACAUCACGAGAUUCAUUUAUUAAAAUGUAAUUUAAAGUUUCAAUAAACGUUUGUCACGAGUUGUGUAACCUUUCAUACCAUAUUGCUUGCCUUUCUAUAAAAUAAAGUCAGCUUUGAAUAGCUUUUAUUUCACAGUUAACGGCGGAAUGUAUGAGCUCCUGUUUGCAUUAAUUUAAGACGAUUUCGAACAGCAAUGCAAAGGUACAACUUGAAUACCAUCUGCUUCUUGUCACAUUUACUUUGGAUCUUCAUCGGCUUCGAUUCGACAACUACAGCUGUUGUGGUCAGAGUUUCAAAAAACACCGGGUAUGACAACUCGUCUUGCUUGGUUCGUAACGCAACAACGCCAUGUAAAACGAUAACAUUCGCUCUGGAUACAAUCAAGGAAAGUAAUGACACAGACUUUAUUUUCUCAAUCGAGGAUCAAGUUUAUUACUUGGAGCAACGCGUCAAGAUCAUUCAAACAAGUCCUGACAGAAACAUUAUUUUGAAAUCAAAUCAGUCAAGUGGAUCUACUAUUCAUUGCAUGAAUAUCUUUGCAGGAUUUGACAUAGGAUCAAGUUAUGCCCCAAAUAAAACAAGAAACAUCAACUUUGUAAACCUUGAAUUCAAAAACUGUGGCCCUAGUUCCGAUGGUGCCGUGAUCGUAUGGAACUCUGUGGAAAUCAAAUUCACGAACUGCGUGUUUAAAGAUAACAGACAGGCUGGCAUAUAUGGCUUUGACAGCGGAGUUGUAAUUGACAGCUGUCAUUUCUUGAAUAACACACCCAAUCAUCCAACCAAUCCAACUUCCGGCGGGGGCGCGCGAUUCUUUUUUCGUGACGCCGUCUCUCUAUCUAUAAUAAUCCGAAGUUCCAACUUUACAUUAAAUUCUGUCACAACGAAUAAUUCAAGAGAUUUCGUAGCGUGUUCUUCAAGCCUAACCUCACGUAACUAUACUUACGGCGGUGGUCUUCUGAUAAUGUUUCUACACAAUGCCAGUGGCUGCCGAGUGGUGAUACAAGACACCAUUUUUUCAAACAAUUCGGCAACAUUUGGAGGAGGUGUUUGUUUUGUCGACUCAAACAUGACGUCACGAAACAACUUAUCCGUAACCAAUUCAACAUUUUUAAGGAACAUGGCUGGACAAGAAGGAGGGGGAUUAAGGUUCGCCCGGUGGGACAAUGCUUCAAGUAUCACCGCCAUCUUCAAAAACUGCACAGUCAGCGAAAACCAGUCUAAGAGAGGCGCCGGGAUGGAUGUCUUCUUAAUGAACAACAAUGAAAAACCAACCGACUCUGUGUUACGCUUUGACACUGUUGUGUUUAGCAACAACUUUGGUGAUGCCAGUACGGCUAUUCGCCUCAUGACGGCUCUACCAUACGGCAGAACGAUGGAUGUGACCCCAGAGUUUAUCAAUUGCACCAUAGCAGACCAUAAGAUGUCAAGUUUCGCGCGCACCAGCCCUUUCACAAGUCAACGGGUUAAUGUGAUGUUUAAAGGAAGAAAUGUUUUUACGCGCAACAAUGGAGGUGGUACUGGAGCCGCCACAUUUCAGGAUUGUGUUAUGAACGUUCAAGGACAGUUGGUAUUUACUAACAACUCAGGAACGAAUGGGGGCGCAGUGCUUUUGGAAUCAAGUCAGAUUAUUCUUUACCCUGACAGUGAGCUGAUGUUCUUAGGAAAUAAAGCGAGGGGUCUGGGUGGAGCCAUUUGUGUGUUCGAACACAUAACGAAUGAGGUUAUGCAAUGGUUCAACCCAAACUGUUUUUUGGCAUACAGCGAUCGCUAUGUGCCACCAUCCGGAUGGAAGACCAACAUUUCCUUCAUCGAGAAUAGCAGUAAGGUUAAAGGAGCCGCAAUUUAUGUGACAUCUCUUCAGAGGUGUGUGUGGACAGAGGAGUUUCCUUAUUAUAAUUACAGUAAAGCUCUUCGCUGGUCCAGGAAGUUUGUGUACAGGAACAACUUUUUGUUUACGGAAGCUAACAAUGGAUCAAAGUACGAUAUUGCUACGGACACCAAAAGUUUUCACUUAUACUCUACGAAAGAUAAUUCUACUGUUAAGCUGACGCUCGCUCCUGGCCAAAACUUUCCUUUGAAUCUUCACGCUGUUGAUGAGCUGGGACACUCCAGUAUCACACUUGCUUUCGUAUCAGAAGCCUACAACGUAAACAGCACGUCGAAGCUCCAGCCACAAAAUAUGUUUCAUCUUCUCUGGCCUAACAAUUUCAGUACGAUUCCAUUUUCUUUCAACGUUCCUGAGAAAUUGUACAACGGGAUACACGGCAAGGACAAGCGGAAGAUUCAAGUUAUGGAUAUCUACUCUACACUGGAGAACGAGUUUUUCUUUGAACUAGAGCUACAGACGUGUCGUCCUGGAUUUCAAUACUCCCCGAAAAGCAAAGUCUGCGAAUGCCAUAAACAGGCUGGCAUUUUGAGCUGUAACAAGGAUGGAAUGCUCUACCUGAAGGACGGGUACUGGGCUGGCAUCACAAACGACGGUACCUUGGUUACAAACGUCUGUCCACAGAAGUAUUGCAACUGUACACGUGCACCCGGAAACUCACAAGGGUGUUUAUUUGACCCAGACAACAGAGAUGGACAGUGUUCUAAAAACCGUGAGGGAUGGCUAUGUGGAAAAUGCUCCGGGAAUACCAGUGUUGGGUUGAGGUAUCAUUGUUAAUCUCAAAUGUAUCUGUAAUAACAAAUAACUUUCGCUUAACUGACGGACACCUUGUUAAAUAAAAAAGUGCACUUAAACAAGACCGUUAAACUAAAAGCCGAUUUUAGCAGCAAGAAACUAAGCACUAGCUCCCGAGGGGAACUCCCAUAUGAGAAGGCCGGGGGGUGCUCGUCGUACCGUUUAGGGUUUAAGCCUCAAAAGGUCCA
Orbicella faveolata is the source of this 3136-nucleotide messenger RNA. RefSeq lists its product as uncharacterized. The record is from RefSeq and is a predicted model, not a curated record. Lineage: Eukaryota; Metazoa; Cnidaria; Anthozoa; Scleractinia; Merulinidae.